This is a messenger RNA of Podospora anserina S mat+, 858 nucleotides long. RefSeq lists its product as uncharacterized. The record is from RefSeq and is a predicted model, not a curated record. Gene Ontology annotation, biological process: intracellular protein transport; vesicle fusion; vesicle-mediated transport. The coding region runs from base 1 to 858 and encodes 285 amino acids. Gene Ontology annotation, cellular component: membrane; SNARE complex; endomembrane system. The transcript has 2 exons. Lineage: Eukaryota; Fungi; Ascomycota; Sordariomycetes; Sordariales; Podosporaceae. Gene Ontology annotation, molecular function: SNARE binding; SNAP receptor activity.
AUGGACUUGCUUCCCCCACGAUGGGCCGACGUGUCAGACGAAGUCAGCGAGAUCUUGGCCGAUAUUGCGCAAAAGAGCCAGAAGCUGGAACGGCUGCAUCAGAAACAUGUGCUGCCGGGGUUCAACGACGAGGACACCAAAAAGGCCGAGGAAAGAGAGAUUGAGAAGUUGACGCAGGCCAUCACGAAGGGAUUUCACGACUGCCACGGAUGCAUACAACGGAUAGAGCAGAUGGUUCGUGAGGGCAAACAGACGGGCCAGAUGAGCAAGGCCGACGAGACUAUGGCCAAGAAUAUCCAGGUGAACUUGGCCACCAGGGUGCAGGAAGCGAGUUCGUUGUUUAGGAAGAAACAGAGCAAUUAUCUGAAGAAACUCAAGGGCAUGUCUGGACUGAUAAGCCCGAUGGACCAAACGUCGACAUCAUUAAGUGGGGGUGAACCAUCUCUUAUGGAAUCUGAUGCGGAUAGAACUUAUUCGCAAGCUACACUGCAGGCAGCUACACACCAGAAACUUCUCCACUCAAACGACGCUGCCAUUGCGCAACGCGAGCGAGAGAUUGAGGAGAUCGCACAGGGCAUCAUCGACUUGGCGAAUUUGUUCCGCGAUUUACAAACGAUGGUCAUUGACCAGGGCACCAUGCUGGAUAGGAUAGACUACAAUGUCGAGUCCAUGUCGAGCGACGUGAAAGAAGCUGCCAAGGAGCUCCAAGUUGCAGAAGGAUAUCAGAAGAAGACGAUCAAGCGGAAGAUCAUCUUACUUCUGUUGCUUCUAAUCGCCGCGGUAAUCAUAUUGCUGGUCAUCAAGCCCAAGAACCACGGGGGCUCACCACCCAGCCCCCCACCAAGCGAGGACCAUUAG